Molecule: messenger RNA, 2721 nt
Organism: Rangifer tarandus platyrhynchus (Svalbard reindeer)
Lineage: Eukaryota; Metazoa; Chordata; Mammalia; Artiodactyla; Cervidae
Source: the annotation of a GenBank genome assembly
AUGCCCCGGGGCGUGGGCGUCGCCCAGCUCUGCCUGCUGGUGCUCGCCCUGCCUGGAUGGACCCGAAGAGGAAGAGGGGAAGGCAGCCCCCAGCUGCAGCAUGAACUGAUAAUACCUCAGUGGAAGACUGCAGAAAGCCCCAUGAGAGAAAAGCAUCCACUCAAAGCGGAGCUCAGGGUGAUGGCUGAGGGGCGAGAGCUGAUCCUGGACCUGGAGAAGAAUGAGCACCUUUUUGCUCCAGCCUACGCAGAAACUCAUUAUACUCCAAGUGGCGAUGCUCAAACCACCACCCUGAAAUCCCAGGAUCACUGCUUUUACCACGGGACAGUGAGGAAGGCGGAGCAGUCCAGUGUCACGCUCAGCACCUGCCGGGGAAUGAGAGGACUGAUUAUAGUGAGUAGUAACCUCAGCUACGUCAUCGAGCCCCUUCCUGACAGCGAGAGCCACCACCGUAUUUACAGAUCCGAACAUCUCAAGCUGCCUCUCGGGAACUGUGGGUUCGAGCCCACCGCCAGGGACUGGGUCCCUCAGUUUACAAACCAGACCAAGAAGCGACCUCGCAGGAUAAAAAGGGAAGAUUUACACUCCAUGAAGUAUGUGGAGCUUUACCUUGUGGCUGAUUAUGCAGAGUUUCAGAAGAACGGACGGGACCAAGAUGCCACCAAACACAAGCUUAUGGAGAUCGCCAAUUACGUUGAUAAGUUUUACCGAUCCUUGAAUAUCCGGAUUGCCCUCGUGGGCUUGGAAGUGUGGACUCAUGGGAACAUGUGUGAAGUUUCAGAGAACCCAUACUCUACCCUCUGGUCAUUUCUGAGCUGGAGGCGCAAACUGCUCACCCGGAAGAGCCAUGACAACGCGCAGUUAAUCACGGGCAUGUCCUUUCAUGGCACCACCAUCGGCCUGGCCCCCCUCAUGGCCAUGUGCUCCGUGUACCAGUCUGGAGGCGUCAACAUGGACCACUCUGAGAAUGCCAUCGGCGUGGCCGCCACCAUGGCCCACGAGAUGGGUCACAACUUCGGCAUGAGCCACGAUUCCGCGGAUUGCUGCUCAGCCAGCGCAGCUGACGGUGGGUGCAUCAUGGCUGCUGCCACCGGGCACCCCUUUCCCAGAGUGUUCAACAGAUGCAACAGGAGGGAACUGGACAGGUAUCUGCAGUCAGGCGGGGGGAUGUGUCUCUCCAACAUGCCAGACACCAGGACGCUGUAUGGAGGCCGGAGAUGCGGAAAUGGGUACCUGGAAGAUGGGGAAGAGUGUGACUGUGGGGAGGAGGAGGAAUGUGAUAACCCCUGCUGCAAUGCUGCUAACUGCACCCUGAGAGAGGGGGCUGAGUGUGCACACGGCUCCUGCUGUCACCGCUGUAAGCUGUUGGCCCCGGGCACGCUGUGCCGUGAACAGGCACGGCAGUGCGACCUCCCGGAGUUCUGCACGGGCAAGUCCCCCCAGUGCCCCACCAACUUCUACCAGAUGGACGGCACCCCUUGCGAGGACGGCCAGGCCUACUGCUACAACGGCAUGUGCCUCACCUACCAGGAGCAGUGCCAGCAGCUAUGGGGCCCUGGGGCCUGGCCUGCUCCUGAUCUCUGCUUCGAGAAGGUGAAUGUGGCAGGGGACACCUUUGGAAACUGUGGGAAGGACAUGAAUGGAAAACACAAGAAGUGCAACAUGAGAGAUGCCAAGUGUGGGAAGAUCCAGUGUCAGAGUUCCGAGGCCCGGCCCCUGGAGUCUAAUGCAGUGCCCAUCGACACCGUCAUUGUGAUAAACGGAAGGCAGAUCCGAUGUCGGGGCACCCACGUCUACCGAGGUCCUGAGGAGGAGGGUGACAUGCUGGACCCUGGCCUGGUGAUGACUGGGACCAAGUGUGGCCAUAAUCACAUUUGCUUUGAGGGGCAGUGCAGGAACACCUCGUUCUUUGAAAUGGAAGGCUGUGCGAAGAAGUGCAAUGGCCAUGGGGUCUGCAACAACAACCAGAACUGCCACUGCUUCCGGGGCUGGGCCCCACCCUUCUGCAACACACCGGGCCAAGGGGGCAGCAUUGACAGCGGGCCCAUGCCCCCCGAGAGUACUGGUCCUGUGGUAGCCGGAGUGUUUUCAGCCAUCUUUGUGCUGCUGGCCCUGAUACUGAUGUACCGCUGCUGUAAACAGAACAACAAACUGGGCUACCUCAAGUCCUUAGCCCUCCCUUCCAAGCUGAGGCAACAGUUCAGUUGUCCCUUCAGGGUGUCUCAGAACAGUGGAACAGGUCACGCCAACCCAACGUUCAAGUUGCAGACGCCCCAGGGCAGGCGAAAGGUGACCAACACCCCUGAAACCCUGCGGAAGCCUUCCCAGCCUCCUCCCCGGCCCCCUCCAGACUACCUGCAUAUCGUGUCACCACCUGUGCCAUCGCCAGCACACCUCAGCAAGGCUGCUAGAAACUCCCCAGGGCCCAGACCAUCAGUAGAGAGGAAAGAAUCAUCCAGGGGACCACCCCCAAGCCGGCCAGUGCCCCCUGCACCUAAGUGCGUCCUCUCCCAGGAUCUCUCUAGGCCUCGGCCGCCGCAGAAGGCACUCCCGGCUAACCCGGUGCCAGGCCGCAAGAACCUCCCUAGGCCAGGCGGCGCCUCCAUCCUACGGCCCCCUCCCUCCAGGCCUCAGCAGACCCGGCCCCUGGUGGCAGCUGCCCCAAAGUUUCCUGAAUACCGAUCACAGAGGGCUGUGGGGAUGACUAGCUCGAAAAUCUAG